Molecule: messenger RNA, 430 nt
Organism: Mytilinidion resinicola
Lineage: Eukaryota; Fungi; Ascomycota; Dothideomycetes; Mytilinidiales; Mytilinidiaceae
Exons: 1
Coding region: 6-236 (76 amino acids)
Source: RefSeq, a predicted model, not a curated record
GUGGAAUGAGUUUGCUGGCCCUGUGGGUUGAUAUUGCUCCUUUGAGUCGUCUAAGAGGAGCUCCCAUCCUUUGGCGUCUUGCGCUUUCUUUUGAGAGGGGAAGAGAUGAAGAGAUGGAAGCGAACCUACCGAGCCACCCAGCCCUCACGAACGCAGCACGACAUCGAAACCUGGUACGGCAAAGCUCGAUAACGAUGACGGAUAUUGUCCAAGCGAAAGACACAACUCUAGGAUGAACGAAAAUCGCACUCAACACCAUACCCACGAUCCGAACAGCGCGAUCUUGAUGGAGCACGCUGGUAGAGAGCGAUGAAGACAUACUUGGAGGCGCGACACAGAAGGAAAGACAUCACAAUACCACCGUUGCCAUGCAGUCUAUAUAGCCGCAGAUGCUAUAUACGCAGCGCUGCAUCCUAUCUCGCGGCAUUGA